UGGGGUUGGAGUUCCAGCGUUCUUCUUCCCUUAGUAACAAAGAUGGAGUCGGACGUUUCGUUCAUCCCGCAGCUAGUGGAGAGCAUUAAAGAGCAAAUUAACCAUAGCGUUAGCAACAGUUCGGCCUUUCAUGCUAGCUCUAUAGCUGGGGCCGAGACUAAUAAAAACACACACAACACCAUUAAUUCCCAGAAUAAAGAUGAUCAGAAUCACAAGGAGCUUUUCAGUGAGCUGUUCACUGACUCGUUCUGCAAGGUGUGUGGAGCUGUGCUACAGUACGAAUCACAGCGCAUUUCCCACUACAAGGGUAAGAAGCACGCCCAGAAGGUCAAGCUCUUCUUUCAGAUGCAGAAAGAUAAAGAUAAAAACAAUGCCAAGAAUGAGCAGAACAACUUCCGGAAUGAGGGUGUUGUGGAUAAGAACCGCUUCUGCAGCCUGUGCAACAUGGUAUUCAGCUCCCUGGUGGUGGCGCAGUCUCACUACGCAGGGAAAGUGCACGCUAAGUAUCUGAAGAAGUUCGGAGGCGAGACGCUGGCCACAGCCUUGACCCCACCGGCCGCACAGUCACAAGCAGAUAACACCCCUAAUGAGGCUGCUCCUUCGAUGGACCCCCCGAUGGUCAUGCCCGAGUCAGCGCCUCCAGAGGAGAGGUGUGGGGAGCCGGGUAGCGAGCCUGCCCCCUCGGGAGUGGAUCUGAAUGACUACAAUAAAUACUGCAAGCUGUGCUCCGCAUCCUUCAACAACCCCCAGAUGGCGCAGCAGCACUACAGUGGGAAGAAGCACCUCCGCAACGAGACACGCAGGAAGCUGCUGCAGGACCUGGGCGAGGAGGCUGUGCCUGCUGACAGUGACUCCAACGAUGUUGGAGUGGGCACCUUUAUUUGUCCUAUCUGCAGCAUUACCCUGAACUCCAUAGAAAUGUACCAGGCGCAUAUGCAGGGGAAUAAACAUCAGGUCAAAGAGACAAAGGUGGCUAACCUCAUGAAGAACACCAAGAAGAAGGUCUACGAUUCCUUCCAGGAUGAGCUGGCUGACUACAUUCAGGUUCAGAAAGCCAGGGGGCUUGCCCCAAAGACUUCCAGCAACAAAGGAAGGGAGGGGUUUGAAGACAGUGAGUGUGCGGAGGAGGACGAGGCCAGUAACUUCUCCAUGGAAGACACUGGCGGUCCUUGGCAAGAAGAGGCUGGUGAGGAAGGGUACCCCAGCUUCCCAACGCAGGAAAACAACUGGUUCAGGCGAGGCAAAUGUGUGGAGGGCGUUCCGGGAUUUCCACCAAAGACCCAAAGAAGGUUUAGAAAAGACAAUUUUGCAGGAAAUGCCAUGAUUCCCAACUUUGCACCCCAGAACAUGCGGUUCAGGCCUGGCCUGUGUGGUAAGGACAUGCAGAAUCCAGGUUUUCCCCCAUUUGGGCAACCUGAGUUCCAAGCCCAACCAUGGGGUCCACCUUUUCCACCAUCGUGGGAGGGUAACCGAUUCAGACAGGGUAAGUUUGAAGGGGAAGCGAAGGGACCUGGCUUUUCAUCUAAGAACAGGAUGCUCAGGAAGAAUAUGAGAAGCCACAGAUUACAAGCAAAGGCGGCCCCAUUGGGUGAGUGCGAGGAUGGUUCUGCAUUUCCGUCUAUGGACUACAGACCAGGUUGUCUUGCUGAACCACGUGGGGCAUUCCAAGUGAGUCCCAUGUACCCACUCCCACAAGAGAACAUCCAGAGUUACCCUUAUAGCGCAGAUGUGCAGCCUCAGCCAGCAGCCCUCUACAAAGAGGGCAGCCAGGAGCUCUCCAGCCAUGACUCUGAGGAUGACUAUGGGCACGGGACCUCCGAGGAUGCGGGCAGCAGCCCGAGCAGGAGGGUGAAGAGGAAGCACAGGAAAGAGAGGCGGACCCAGGAGGAUUCAGACAGUGAGGAAGAACGAGCCAGGCACAAGAGGAGGAGAAGACACCAACACACUGGGCCGGGGAAGGAGAGGGAGGAGAAACAGAAAGCAAGGAAGGAGAGGAAGGACAAAGAGGAGAAGGUGGGCGAGAUGACCGAGGACAAGCCAGCGAAGGAGGAGAAGGCAAAGCACAAGGGCAAGGAGGGCAAACCGAAACACAAGAAAGACAAGAAGAAGAAAGAGGAAUUGGAUGGGAGAACUGAGGAAGAGAAGCUAUGGGAUGAAUCCAUAAUGGGGUUAAUGUAAAGCAUACCCUUGCAUCCGUCUCAUAAGAGUGCAAUCGUUCUACUGUCGAAUUGCGUUUGAUGGACUUUAACACUUGGCAAAAGACUAAUUUAAACCCACAUAGAUCCUGAUCUGUUUAUCUGACAAAUUAUUACCAUUAUUUUUUUACAUUUAAUAACAAGUUUAAAAAGCAGAUUUUAACAGUAACAUUAGAAAGAUACUGUGAAAUGCUAUGAAAUAAGCAAAGUUAACGCUGUACUUUACUGCAUUUUGGGUAGCAACUUGGUGUGCUGUGUGGCAAUGAGCUGAAUGUUUCUUUGUUUUUGUUUUUAUUAAAUAAGCAGAUGCAGUACGAUAUUUGAAUAUCACUAAAGAAACUUGUUUUUUUUUAAAUCAAAUUUCAAGGUCUGGAUGCAGUAAAAUAUUGUCAUUGUUAAUGAUUUUAAAUUCACAGAUGGGGUGGUUCAACCAGGUCCCAUUGUGUUCUAGACAUGUUUUUAGUUUUGUAUUUAUUUAUUUUGACUCUACACCCUGGUGAGUACAGGAGCCUAGCAGUGAAAGGCCAGGAUUGUGGCCCCCAGCAACACAUCGCACAAGCGCACAGGCCGGUACGCAGCCUCUGUUAUCAACAGCGCCCUCCUGUGGCAUUUGGUGCUUUCAAGCAUAGACACUUUAAUCUGACCCUAGUGCAACAGUUGAGAGUACAUUUGUACCCCAGCAUUUAUAUUGUGAACACUACUUUUACUUGAGAGACUGGCCUAUUGACCAGUGUUUAAAUAUACAGUACAGUUUAAAAUCCUACAACAUUUUUUUUCAGAGACAGAGACAGAAAAGAGAGACAGAGGCAGAGAGAGAAAGCAGACAGACAGGCAGAGAGAGGACUGGUUUCAGUUGUGUCUGCAGUCCAUGACUUUUUCAAUUUUUUUAAGUGUCAACGUAAAUGUAUUGCUGCUGGACUUCAUCCAGGAGACAGGAUGAAGGUUAAGGGCCCAGUUGCUUUCUGAAUCCUGGUUCAGUUUUCCCAGAACCGUCCCCUCUCAGACCUGAGCAUAUUGUAUAUGUCUGAAAGGGGGAGGGGAAUCAUAAGUAUUUAUAAUUAAGUAUUGGAAAACUGAAGGGCAUUCAGCCUAGAAUGAAAUAUGUCUUACCUCGUAUGAUGAACUCCACGCACCGGGUGAACUCCCACUCUCCCUGUUGCUUGGGUCAGGAUGAAAACCAAGCGGUUCCAGGGAGAAACGGAGCACCAUGUCCAAACAUACCAGUGACAGCAGGGAGAAAGAUGUGCCUUGUAUACAGCGGCGGCCUUUACUGAAAUUCCAGCAGUGACUGCGCAACCAACUCCUGCACAGGUAGCGAUGCCAACAGUAACCAAAGAUCUUUUCUUCAGUGACUGCAGGAGUUUAGAGAGCUCAAGGCAGAUUCUGCCUCCCCCAUGUAGACCGGGCAGCGGUUUCUGAUACCACAACAGCAUGGCGUGCACAGGAGCAGAAUUGCUCUGCAGACGCACACAGCCUGGGAGACGAUGACGUCAUGGACUCUGGCCCAGAUGAAGACGCAUCAGUUGCUGGAGACGGUACUGAACCUGUGUAUACAAAUGCUAAUGUUUUAAAAAGGAUUUCAUUGUCCCUCAACAUUACUACCCAGACGAGUACUGAAGAGGACAAUUUCCUAAGCAUCAUUUAUGCAAAGGAUAGGAAAGCCUUUGAAGGUUUCCCCUUCCAUGAGGUAGUGUGGAGGCCCUUUGAGGCUAUGUAGGGUAUGCCAGCGUUUGCUGCACUGCAUCUUCCCAGAACAGACAAAUUCUACAGGGUUCAUAAAAAUAAUAUUACCUUAAAUUGCCAAAAGUGGACACUAUCAUGGCAAUACCUGCUACGGGUGCAUCAUACAGAUCGGUUCUAGAUCGGGGAGACGGAAAGGUUGAUACUUUCUUGGAGAGGCUACUCCACCUCCACUUGCAGUAUGUGUAUCAAUAAUUACCAAAUACAUGCUACCAAAUGCCAACACAAGCUAUGGAGCCAGCUGUCUGCUUCCUUACAGACCCCUACCCCGGAGAACAUCAAACUGGUCAUGCAUAUUGCUGAAGAGGGAAAAAAUGCUGUAAAAAUCCAGCUACAGGCAGCAUGCGAUAGCAUUGACACCAUUGCUAGGGCUGUGGCGAAUGCUGUCUCUGCAAGACGUUGUCUGCAUCCUUAACCCCUGUCAAAGGUCAAAAGUACUCAAGCUACUCUUUCAAGGGGACCUACUAUUUGGCACUGGCCUCACGGACUCCCUGGCACAGAUGAAGGAGGCAAGACAGGCCAUCGGGUCCUGCUCAACAGCCGGGAGAGGUGCAUCCUUCAAUAAGGCAUAUUUCAACAGGCAUAGACAAAGGUUUAGAUAGCAGCCAAACCAAUCUUCCUUCGGAGGACAAAACCAGUUUCAACGGAGCCAAGGUUUCAGGCCAUACGGAUCCUCUCAGGCUAUAAUAAAGGUAGGCCAUCUAAAGGGGUUAACCACCUAAGGCCCCCAAGGAAACAGAUCAUUCCUCAAUGGAGCCUCGAUCUAGUACUGGAUAAACUCAUGGGACCACCAUUUGAGCCCAUGGUGACAUGCAAUGAGAAUUUCCUGACAUGGAAAACAGCGUUCCUAGUCGCAGUGAUGUCAGCAAGAAGGGUAAGUGUGGUCCAGUGGUUAAAGAAAAGGGCUUGUAACCAGGAGGUCCCUGGUUCAAAUCCCACCUCAGCCACUGACUCAUUGUUUGACCCAGAGCAAGUCACUUAACUCCUUGUGCUCCGUCUUUCAGGUGAGACGUAAUUGUAAGUGACUCUGCAGCUGAUGCAUAGUUCACACACCCUAGUCUCUGUAAGUCGCCUUGGAUAAAGGCGUCCGCUAAAUAAAUAAUAAGUGAACUUCAAGCACCAGUGAUUGAUGCACCCUACUUCCAGUCAUUCAGGGGCAAGAUUGUCUGUAGGCCAAAUCCCCAGUUCCUACCUAAGGUGGUAACAAGUAUUCAUAUCAACCAGGUCAUGACUUUUCAUGAUUUUUACCCAAAACCAUAUAAAUCAGAAGAGGAGGCUAGACGCCACCUAAUUGAUGUACGGAGAACACUGAAUUUCUAUAUUCACAGAACUAUCAAUAAGAGAACAUCAGGGCAGCUUUUUGUGUCUUAACUCUCAAACUCAGGGCAAACCUGUGUCAGAACAGACCAUUUCUAGGUGGAUUACAUCUUGUAUCGUGUUUUGUUAUAAACGUGAUAAAAAAAAAAAAAAGAAAACCUGUUCCAGGAUCUAUCCAAGCCCACUCGGUAAGAGGAGUGGCUACUACUGGGGCAAAAUUAAAAUCCAUCCCAAUCCAGGACAUCUGCAAUGCUGCUGCCUGGGCCUCUUUCAAGACCUUUAUAAAACAUUACAAUUUAACUGUGUCUUGCUCUCAGCCCACCUUUACUCACUCUGUGGUGGCUGUGGCUUCUUGCACUAAUAUCUGACCUACCACUCUUUAUCUACUGCCUUUGGUGCAGUUCACUCUUUGUGUGGAGUUCAUCAUACAAGGUAAGAAAACGAGUAUUACCUGUAACCUAUUUAUUGAAUUAAUUGUUUGGAAAUUUGGACAACAAUACCAAGGGAUGUGGGAGGUUUUAUAAAGGAGGGACACUGACUUUGGUGCUAAAAACUAUUAUAUCAGGGAUCUCUGGGAAAGAGAUCAUUUGGUUUUUCUCCUGACCCGAGCAACAUGGAGACUGGGAGUUCACUCUGUGUGUAGAGUUUAUCAUUCUAUGAAGAAACCAUAUUACAUGUAAUCUUCAAUCUCAAUCUUCUUACUGUACACAGUAGAAGCAUUACAGGCUACAAUUAAGUAUAUUUAUGUACACUGUAAAUUAUUUUGUAAAGUUGAAGUAAUUCAGUUGAUACACUUUUGUAGUAAGAGUCAUUUACAAGUUACCCAUUUUUAUUUUGCUCAAACUGAUACUUUGCUUUUUGCAGGUCUCUUUGACAGUUGUAUUUGAUGGACACCAGAUUAAACAUACUUUUGUUUACGGAUAAGAUAAACUAGAAAUGACGAUUCUGUUCUAAUGUGGUGUUAGCUGUUUGUAGUGACUCUUAAGGGGAGUGGAGACGCCUAGCAUGACCAGAGCUUGUUACCUAUACACCUGUCCAUUGAAGAUAUAUGUAAGCGCAAGGCGUGGGGACCAAGAUGUUUGUAAAUCUGUUUUAUUAUUAUACACCAGCAAGAUAACAUUAAUACAAGAGCACAUUAAAGACUUUGUAAUAGCAUUUCUAAUAGAUUUUCACUUUUUACUUUCUCUUCAGUUCUUUCCUAAAAUAGUCCAGCAUACAAGCCCAUGGCCUUAUCAUGCAUAUAAGCAAACUCCCGUUGCAUAACAGCAUGCUCCUGUUUGCACGAUUAUACGGUAGGUAUAAAACCAGCAGGAACACAAGAACAUCAGGCUCUUUCAGCAGUGCCCUGGUUUGUGCCAGCAGUAAGCUAAUGGCACAUGCACCGAUAGAAGAACAGUAAGGAAAGGAAGGUGGGUGGAGUACUGCCAUCUUGUCUCUGUCUGAAUGUGUGUGGGAUGGAGGUACCACCACUGACAAUUAUAAACUAAACAACCCUUUCCCUUACUCUGCAUUACAAGCGGUCGUUCCAAAUUCCUUAAAACGACCAACAAAAUUCCAAGCUCCAGUUUCAUGUGUGUGUCUGUAUCUGUGUGCACUGUAUGUAUGUGUCUGUCACUGAGUGAAUGAGUUAACCAAGAUGUUAUCUCAUGUCAAAGGCAGAAGCGCAGACCACACACGUGAACCCCCUCACUCCGGUUUCUCUCGACAGCCUCCCAGCUGUUCAUGUGGUGAGGGUGCUAUAUAGGCCACGGCAUGCAUGCCACUUGUGUGUGCGAAGUCCUUUGUUUUUAGCAGCUCUGGGUUAAACCAUGUCUGAAUUAAGUGGGCUUUUAAUGUGCUUGCGGAAAUGACUUAAACUCCUGCCUGUCUGCUUUAAGAACCUGGCUUAUUAUUUAUUGGGGAGGAGAUGAGGAUGUCAUUUUG
Acipenser ruthenus (sterlet) is the source of this 7175-nucleotide messenger RNA. Its product is annotated as zinc finger matrin-type protein 1-like. The coding region runs from base 43 to 2178 and encodes 711 amino acids. Gene Ontology annotation, molecular function: zinc ion binding; nucleic acid binding. The transcript has 7 exons. Lineage: Eukaryota; Metazoa; Chordata; Actinopteri; Acipenseriformes; Acipenseridae. The record is from RefSeq and is a predicted model, not a curated record.